AAUAAGCUCCUGCUCGUCUCACUUGCACUCUUCCCCUUCUCUCAGAUCCGGAAACUUGGGGAGACUGGUAGUUGGCUGUUGGGAUCGGUCCAUCCAUCUCAGUGGCAGUCUGGUAAUGGGCCUCCUCGACAAGCUGUGGGACGACACCGUCGCGGGGCCCCAACCGGACACCGGUCUCGGCCGCCUCCGCAAACUCGCCGCCCGCCCCGCCGCCGUCAAGAUCAACGAUGUGGCUCCUGGCGCCGCGACGGUGAUCCCACCUACCACGACGGCCGGCGGCGAGGAUGCGCCGAUGAAAGUCACGCGCAGCAUCAUGAUUAAGCGGCCGGCGGGGUACCCCUCGUCGCCGAGGAGCGCGGCCAGCACGCCGCCAGCCUCGCCGCUAGGAACCACGCCGCCCAUCUCCCCGUUCGCCGGCGGCGGUGGUCGGUUCAGAAGGAAAUCAUCCUCGGAUGCGUACGAGAGGGCUACACCACCUGGGGCGUCGACCAGUCACCCUCCUCCACCCUUUGAAGUGUGACUGCCCAGCGCGCUCAUGCUCGUUUUUGCUCCUCGGCCCGCUCUACUUAAUGCAAGCCCGAGGAGGAAGAGAGGACGUAUCAGAGAAAUCUGAGAAACGCCAAGGGUCUGCCUUUCCUCUACUGUGAUAGUAUAAUAUAGAUGAAUGUGUAGUGUUCUGUUUUUACUAUAUAUGCAGUGCACGCGUGUAUGGUUAUGUAUGUGUAGAGAAGGUGUUGAAAGUUGCUGCUGCUGUGCUGUGCUGUGCUGUGUUAGUAUGUACUUGCUGUGUUAGUAUGUACUUAGGUCGUCACCCCUGGGCUGGCACGCAGCUCCUCGUUUGUGUUUUGUCUACUAUGUUGUGGAGGCCUCGUCCUUCCAUCACGUUCGUGUGUGCUGCGGAUGGAAGCUGUAAUGUUAAGUAGGGGGAUGAGAUACGGUGUACGUAGUACGUGUAAUUUUGCUUGAUGGUGUUAUCUCGAGUAGUUCUCGGUGUUUGCUUGAA
Molecule: messenger RNA, 1003 nt
Organism: Aegilops tauschii subsp. strangulata
Lineage: Eukaryota; Viridiplantae; Streptophyta; Magnoliopsida; Poales; Poaceae
Product: dormancy-associated protein homolog 3
Source: RefSeq, a predicted model, not a curated record